GUGAUUUUGCAGCACACACUGACAGGGUAGCUCUUCCAUCUACCAGACGCUACCGUACGCUGCGCUUCGCCCUGAAAUCAGCAUUUGAUCGGUUCAAUGGGACUUUUGAAGUCAGCCUGUCUUUGCAUCAAUGUUGACCGGCCUCUCCGGGUGGGGCAAUCGGGAUCCGUCUUGAUUCUUCGCUAGGAUUCCCUCAGAAGAAGGAUGCAGAAUACUCCGGGCUGAUUCGCAGAAGUACAAUCUUGUCUUUACCGGUCUAUCCCAGUUGGCAUGUCUGGUGUAGAAGCUGGACUGCCCUCAGCUCACCCGCACUCUAUUUAGACCGGCCCAGUCCCCCUCCCCAGCUUUCCGCCUCACUUUCUCUUUGCCUCUCCUCAAGGUCUCUUCUCUCUUGCCUUUCUUCCAAGUCUCAAUCCUCGCCAGUAUAUACUCAAUUGAUCCAUCACAAUGGCUGCCGACAUCCCCAAGACUAUGAAGGCCCUCCUGUACGAUAAGCCCGAGGUGCACAAGAUCGCCGAGAUCCCGGUCCCAACGCUUCGCGAGAACGAUGUCUUGAUCAAGGUCAAGGCGUGCGGUGUCUGCGGUACCGAUCUCCACAUUCACGAGGGUGAAUUCAUUGCACAGUUCCCUCUGGUUCCAGGCCACGAGACUGUCGGUGUCGUUGCAGCAGUGGGUCCCAAGGUCAAGGGCUUCGAAAUCGGCGAUCGUGUCGUCGCCGACAAUUCUGAGCUCUGCGGCGAGUGUUUCUAUUGUCGUCGGGGCGAUGAGUUGUUCUGCGAGAAUUUUCAGGCCCACGGUGUCACCAUGAACGGGGGCUUCGCGGAGUACUGCGCCUACCCUGCUGGCAGGGUCUUCAAAAUCCAGAAUCUCUCUGACGUUGAUGCCACACUCCUCGAGCCUGCUUCAUGCGCGGCCCACGGUCUUGACAAGAUCGCUCCGAAGAUGGGCUCCCGUGUCCUUCUCUUCGGCGCCGGUCCCACCGGCCUGAUUCUCGCCCAACUACUCCGCCUGAACGGUGGAUGCCACGUCGUAGUCUGUGCUCCUGAGGGUCUCAAGAUGGAGCUCGCAAAAUCCCUCGGCGCUGGCGACGAGUAUAUCGGACUGUCGCGCCAGGACCCCAGUGCUCAGUUCAACAAGCUCAAGGCCGACAACCCCUACGGCUUCGAUAUUGUCGUCGAGGCCACCGGUAACGUCAAAAUCCUUGAAGACUCCAUCAACUAUGUGCGCCGCGGCGGUAAACUCGUCGUGUACGGCGUUUACGCCAACAAGGACCGCGUUUCGUGGCCCCCCAGCAAGAUCUUCGGCGACGAAAUCCAAAUCAUCGGCAGCUUCUCCGAAGUCUACAAAUUCCCCGCCGCCAUUGACUACCUCGACUCCGGCAAGGUCAAGGUUUCGGGCAUUGUCAACAAAGUGUAUAAAAUUGAGCAGUGGGAGGAGUGUCUUCAAUCAAUGCGAAAUAAGAGCGCCAUCAAGGCUGCUAUCGUUUUUGAAUAGACAAUAGACGGUGUGGGUUGGAAUGCAUGAGUGGACGCUUUGGGGACUAAAGGUUGGUAUAUGACACAAAUUUAGAAAGAACUUGGUCAUAGACAAUAUAUAGCGUUUUAGAAUGACAUCUAGAUUACUGCUUAU
This is a messenger RNA of Aspergillus nidulans FGSC A4, 1629 nucleotides long. Its product is annotated as zinc-dependent alcohol dehydrogenase family protein. Gene Ontology annotation, molecular function: zinc ion binding; oxidoreductase activity. Bases 448 to 1494 code for a protein of 348 amino acids. The transcript has 8 exons. Lineage: Eukaryota; Fungi; Ascomycota; Eurotiomycetes; Eurotiales; Aspergillaceae. The record is from RefSeq and is a predicted model, not a curated record.